Molecule: messenger RNA, 1379 nt
Organism: Danio aesculapii
Lineage: Eukaryota; Metazoa; Chordata; Actinopteri; Cypriniformes; Danionidae
Product: gastrula zinc finger protein XlCGF8.2DB-like
Exons: 3
Coding region: 397-1062 (221 amino acids)
Biological process (GO): regulation of transcription by RNA polymerase II
Molecular function (GO): RNA polymerase II cis-regulatory region sequence-specific DNA binding; DNA-binding transcription factor activity, RNA polymerase II-specific
Source: RefSeq, a predicted model, not a curated record
AGCUUAAGAAACACAUGGGAUGGUUUCCGGUAUGGCGUCGACAUGUGUAGCAGCAUAGAAAGAGCAUUCCCAUACACACUGGAUAAAGUGUCCAAACACAGAGAAAAACUCCUGCUGAAGCGACUGAUCUCCACACUGUUAUAAAGAUGGCGUUUAUUAAAGAGGAGAGUGAAGAUGUGAAGAUUGAAGAAACAUUCAGUCAAACAGGAAGAUCUGCAGGAACAAACAGACCUAAAUAAAGACUAUGAGGAGAGUAAAGAAGAGAAACAGCAUGUCAAAAUUGAGGACAAAGCUCAUUUAGAGACUGAUGGUAUUUUAAAAGUGAGAGACAAGAGAUGUUUUACCUGCACUCAGUGUGGAAAGAGUUUGGCAAGCAAUAGCAAACUUAAGAUUCACAUGAUGAUCCACACUGGAGAGAAACCAUUCACAUGCACUCAGUGUGGGAAGAGUUUCAGCCAAUCAUCAUACCUUAAUAAACACAUGAGGAUCCACAGUGGAGAGAAACCUUUCACAUGCCCUCAGUGUGGGAAGACUUUCAGCCAAUCAUCACAUCUUAAUCUACACGUGAGGAUCCACACUGGAGAGAAACCUUACACAUGCACUCAGUGUGGGAAGAGUUUUAGCCAAUCUUCAUACCUUAAUCAACACAUGAGGAUCCACACUGGAGAGAGGCCAUUCACAUGCACUCAAUGUGGGAAGAGUUUCAGCCAUCCAUCAUCCCUUAAUCAACACAUGAGGAUCCACACUGGAGAGAGGCCAUUCACAUGCACUCAAUGUGGGAAGAGUUUCAGCCAUCCAUCAUCCCUUAAUCAACACAUGAGGAUCCACACUGGAGAGAGGCCAUUCACAUGCACUCAAUGUGGGAAGAGUUUCAGCCAUCCAUCAUCCCUUAAUCAACACAUGAGGAUUCACACCGGAGUAAAACCAUUCACAUGCACUCAGUGUGGGAAGAGUUUCAGCCAAUCACCUCACCUUAAUAAACACAUGAAGAUCCACACUGGUGUGAGAGAGAGUAUAUGCGCUUGGAGUGUGAGAAGACUUUUAUUACAGCUGCAGAAUUGAAACGGCACCAGAGGAUUCACACUGGAGAAAAACCAUAUAAGAGUUCACACUCCAGUAAGAGAUUUACUCACUCAGGAACCCUCAAAACACAUGAGAGGAUUCACACUGGAGAAACCGUAGACAUGAUCAGUGUGUACAUAGUUUCACUCAUUCGGGCAGCUUAAGAAACACAUGGGAUGGUUUCCGGUAUGGCGUCGACAUGUGUAGCAGCAUAGAAAGAGCAUUCCCAUACACACUGGUAUUAAUCCUUCUUUUUACAUCAUAUAUGAUAACCUAAACCAUAUUUAAAUAACAUUGAGGGGGACAAAAACAAAAAG